GUGUCCAGAGGUUCUUGCCUUCUGCUAUUUCUACUUGUAUUAACAAGCUCCACUUCUGGAAAUCCCUUAUCCAAGAGUGAAGAGGUGGUACCUAAAAAGGUAAGUUGUUUAUUAUCUUAUCGAAAUUCCAUCUCCGUUCCAUUUUGCUUACUCCUCUACAGUAGUGAAGGAGGCUUCAAUGACCACUAACCAAUCAGAUUGCAGGAUUUGCAUCAUGUGACCGAAUGAAACAAUCAAAUUGCAAGAAAAAUUCAAAAAUGAUCAUCUCGUUUCUAACUGGUCCAUUGCUUGAUUGACAGUUCACACGACCAUUUUUGUGCAACUAGAUUGGUCCAUUUUCGGUCGCUUGAAGCAAAAAAUGCAAACUGAUUGGUUAGUUGCCACUUUAUUUUUUCUCGUUUAACGCAGAUAGUGGAUUUUACUGUUCACGUUACGGAGUCGGGAGUAGAGUACAACGAAACGAUUGAAGUGGAUACACAGAAGCAAACAGAGGUGUUCAAAGUUCCUGCUCACCCUGGCGUAGAUCGCAGUGAUGUCAUGCAUGAUUUUAAACAAGUAGGCUGAUCAUCUUUUAAAUUUGUUAACAGUUGCGGUUAGUAGUGUAGCGACUCUGAAUAGAGAGAAAUGAAGAGAGGGUUUAAUUUGAAAGGCCAAACCAUAGGACUCUUUGCUUAAACUAAUGUACGCAACAGGUUACUCUGGUGGCGAGGCUAAAUUUUUCACGAUGCAAAAUACCAUAAACAUGAUAUACCUUUCUACCACAUAACAACAAUAUGUGAAAUAUGUGUCUAAAAGACACAAACUCAGACCGUUUUUAACACUGUUUUCUGCAAACUUAUUUUAGGUUACUAUUUUACUUUGCCGAAUUUUGUAUAUUAUUUCUCUUUAACGCAGCCUAAUCGGUAAAUCGUUUAUUUGUUGUCACACAAUCCUUCUGUCUUUUUGUCUGCUUCUCUGCUCAAAGCUCCCUCCGGUCCUUUCCUCACUUUGAUUUUUUUAGACCUUUAACUUUAGUUAUAAUACAGUGAAACCCCUAUAAAGCGGACACCUUCGGGAUCUUCCAACGUUUGUAAAAAUGCGCAAUAUUUGUGAACAGUUAACAUUCAAUUGUUACUCUGUACUGUGAUAAAGUUCCAUGUUGUUAAGGAAGCUAAGGAAGCUGUGCUGUAUUUUGUGCAAGACUUUUAGGUGAACUUUUAUCGCGGAUGACAAUCAUAGAGCCGGAUAUCGGUCUAAUCUACAGUUUAUGGACAGCCACGUAAAUGUAUUGAUUUAUCCUUAUUAAUCGACUACAGUACGUAUUUCAAGGGCGUAAUGCAAUACUACUAUUGUCAGUUCAGUCUGGUGUCCGCUUAAUAGAUGUUUUCAACAAUAGAAAUUAACCAAAUACAAUUUAUUUUAGUCCGCGUCCGCUUAAUAGAGGUGUCCGCUGAAUAGGGGUUCGUUAUAAAGGGAAAUAUUUAAGCAAUAGACCACACUUUCACCUCUCUCCCCAGUCCCCCUCUACUUUUUAUCGCUUUCUUUACUUCGCACCGCUCUCCACUAUCUGAACGCUUGGAACAGGCUACACUUUCUAUGGGUUUACCGGCGUGAUAACCCACUUGCUUUUAUAAAUAACUUAAAGUUUUCUAUGAGUUUACAGGCACAAUAAACCAUAGGUUUUUAACCAAUCAGAACGCGCGUACUAUCUCAGUUAUUAUAUAAAAGACGUUAAUUUAGGGACCCGGCUUAGUGUCCGCAACCCUGGGUACUGCAGAGGUUUUUUCUUGCGUUCGACGAGGAACUUCGUCGGCUGCAGGCUGAGUCAGUUGUUUUAAAGACUUAACCGAAACCGGAAACCGCGCAUGAAAAGCCUCUGGCACGCAGGUUAAUAGAGGGUGUGCGCUUAAUUGAGGUUUCACUGUAUCAUUAUUUUCAAAAUUGAUCUUUCCUGGCAGAAAUUAACGCUGAUGCGACUUCCGGACAAAAAAAUGUGUUAUCUGAUGCCUCUGCCAAACGAUUUAUCCAAGCCAGAGAAACUUAUUAGAGAUCUUGAGAAAGUCGAGCAGGUGAGACUCCCAGGGCCGGACACUCUACUAAUUGGCCCGCUAAACAGGAUAUCGUUUUCAUGACCUUGAGACUUAAACAAAUCAUUUUCCGUCAUUUAUAAAUGUCUAAUUAUUAGACUUUUUAACCUAAAAUUGUUAACACAACUAGACUAUAAUUCCAGGUUUUUAUCGAUAACAGGAAACGUUCAUUAUCUAGUACUUAUAUUUUACUCUACCAUUUCAAAGUUGUGUGUACACUGAAAGCUGUUGACAUACUGGUCGCCCUGUUCCCCCUUAAAACACGGAUGUAGUUAACAUCUGUGGUACAAAGACUGAGGAGGUGAGACAGCUAUGAAAAAACGAAACAACCAAACAAACAACAACAACAAAAAUUGGUUAAGUGAAUUUGACCGAUAUUUCGUAUUAAAGGAUCAAUUUUAAUACGGUACUUUUUUACUUAGCAUUCAAUAUUUCACUGAUCCAGAUGAACCUUGCUUUUAUCAGAUAUUUUUAUAGUUUUCAUAAAUCUACGCUUCGCGUUGUUUAUUCCACCAGGUUGUUAUCAACAGUACCAAACGCAUUGACAGCACAUGGAUUUUGAAUGGAGAACUAACCGAACGGUCAUUUCUCAGCGAUGAUUUACAGCAGUAUUGCACUGAAUUUCCGAUAUACCUAGUGAAAAAGGCGCAAAACUCAUUGGCUGUAAAAGGAGUACAAGAGGCCGGUAAGAAUCUUCACUCUUAG
This is a messenger RNA of Porites lobata, 2771 nucleotides long. Lineage: Eukaryota; Metazoa; Cnidaria; Anthozoa; Scleractinia; Poritidae. The record is from the annotation of a GenBank genome assembly.